AUGGAAGCUAAGAUAGCAGCUUUUGAGAGUGCGUAUGCGGCUUUAGAAGAGAAAGGUAGGUAUAAGAAGUUUAAUAGGUUUGCUAAGGUUGGGGAGCGGAGGACUCGUGAUCUGAACCAAGUGAAUUGCCUCAAGAAAGAGGAUGGUAUAGUGUUGGUUGAGGGUGCCCUCAUAAGAAAGAAGUGGCGGUCCUAUUUUCAUAAACUCUUGAACGACGAGGGGGAAAAAGGUUUCGUGUUGGGGGAUUUAGAAAAGUCUGAGGAGUGUCGCAAUUAUGGCCAUUGUAGGCAUAUUAAGGUUGAGGAGGUCAAGGGGGCUAUUCGCAGGCUGCGUCGGGAUAGGGAGACGGGGCCAGAUGAGAUUUCAGUGAAUUUUUGGAAGAGCUCUAGCAGGGCAGGUCGCUCGACUACUGAGGCCGUUCACCUUGUGAGGAGAUUAGUGGAGCAAUUUCAAAAGAGGAAGAAAGACUUGCAUAUAGUGUUUAUUGAUCUCGAGAAGGCAUAUAACAGAGUGCCUAGGGAGAUUCUGUGGAGGUGCUUGGAGGCUAGAAGGGUGUCUGUGAUGUACAUUAGGUCGAUUCAGCAUAUGUAUGAUGGAGUAAAAACUCGUGUCAGGACAAUAGGCAGAGAUUCGUUGCACUUUCUGCUUUAG
Molecule: messenger RNA, 651 nt
Organism: Capsicum annuum
Lineage: Eukaryota; Viridiplantae; Streptophyta; Magnoliopsida; Solanales; Solanaceae
Exons: 2
Coding region: 1-651 (216 amino acids)
Source: RefSeq, a predicted model, not a curated record